This is a messenger RNA of Drosophila innubila, 2647 nucleotides long. RefSeq names its product serine/arginine repetitive matrix protein 1 (gene galene). Gene Ontology annotation, cellular component: membrane. The record is from RefSeq and is a predicted model, not a curated record. Gene Ontology annotation, molecular function: potassium ion leak channel activity. Gene Ontology annotation, biological process: stabilization of membrane potential; potassium ion transmembrane transport. NCBI's taxonomy places the organism in Eukaryota, Metazoa, Arthropoda, Insecta, Diptera, Drosophilidae. The transcript is spliced from 6 exons. Bases 309 to 2534 code for a protein of 741 amino acids.
AAAUGCCAAAAAGUAAACAAAAAGUAUUCCAAAAUCUUUAACAUAGAAAACAAAAAUAAAACACUCGGCAGAUCGGUCGGACUGAGAGAUCUGUUGAAAUACGUUUCAGUAAUAUUUGGAGAGUCGUCGGGAUCGGUAGAUGCCGAGUCGGAAAAUACAAAAACGGCAAAGUGAAACACAGCAUGAAUUGAAAAUUGAAAAUUCUGAACAAUUCAUAGUGCGGGACGGGAAAACGGACGGGGUCGGAAACAUAAAUCAAGCCGUGAAAUUGGCCACGUUAGGACGCAUCGCCAGGAAAGUGGGCGGCAAUGUCGAGUAGGCGGGCCCAGUCUCUGCCGGCUCACAUGCUGGAGCCAGCGAAGCCGCAACGUGGACGCUGUGUGGCUGCCAUCUGUUUCUCCUGGAAGGUAAUCACCUGCAUCGUUUCCCACGUGCUGCUCGUCUUGCUCGUGGUCUCCUACUGCGUGGGCGGCGCCUAUUUGUUUCAACAUCUCGAAAGACCCCAUGAGAUUGAGGUGAAGCGGGAUGUACAGAACCUGCGCUUCAAUCUCACCGAGCGCAUCUGGCUGCUCUCGGAGGAUGCUUUGGUCCUGAGGGAGAAUGAUUGGAUGGCGAAUGUGAGCAAACACUUGGCCAACUUUGAGAAACAGAUCCUCACUGCCAUUAAGGCCGAUGGCUGGGAUGGCGACGAGGAUGUACGCAAGUCCCAAUGGACCUUUGCUGGCUCCCUUUUCUACUCCAUCAUAGUGAUAACAACGAUUGGCUAUGGCCACAUAUCACCACGCACAGAUUGGGGCAAGGUGACAACGAUCUUCUAUGCCAUCGUUGGGAUUCCAUUGAUGCUGCUAUGCCUGUCAAACAUUGGAGAUGUGAUGGCCACAUCAUUUCGUUUCCUCUACUGGCGCAUCUGUUGUUAUGUGUGCACUCGAUCGGCAAAGCGUCCAAAGAGUCGCCGAUCCCGGCAGAGAUCUGUGAGGAUGCGUCCCCAGCGGGUUUCCUCAAGGAGUCAGCCGCCUCCCUCGUUCAGACGUUCCAUGAAGAUGACACAGCGCUCCAAUAAUGAUUCUGGACUGGGACCCUCCAUGGGACAUGCUUAUUCCGAUCCAGAGCUGCGUUACGGUCGCGGUUACGAUGAUCGUGACAGGGAUCGGGACUUUGGUGGCGGUCAUCGUGGCAGUGGUGGACGCCAGCGACGCCAACAGCAGUACACACAGCCACUGCAGCAUGAGCCGCGCCAGCGUCACACCAUUUAUGGGGAUGAGUACGAGACGCAGACCUUGAAUCGGGCAACCCGCUACAGCAGCCGGCAGAAACAGCGGGACAGGAUGCGGGAUCGACACACGGUGGAACGGGAGCGUUAUCUGGGCCACUCGAGGACACACAUUCAUGGAUCUAUCGAUGACUUUGGCGACUUGCAGGCGCCGGCAAAGCGGGCAGCCAGUGUGAGAUCAGUGCGAUCACCACAACGUCCGGAUUGUCGUGCCUCUCGAGAACUGCAUCGUCUACACUCGGCGCCGGGACGAGCCAAGUCUGUGGAUCCACGGCAUGGACACGUCUCUUCGCACUACGAGGAUGUCGAUGAGGAUGUAGUGCGCAAGACGCCAAUCAUACCCAAUCGAUAUGCACUGGACGACGACGACUUGGCCCACAGUGGACAGCAGGCAAGGAAUGCUCCUCGGAGUCAGUCGAUGCCCAGAUCGGCGCAUCGUCGACGUCAAAGGGAUAUGGAACGGGAGCGAUCUCCACAGCCACCACCUUCCCAUCAUCAUCAGCAGCAUCAUCCGAGACCAAAUGGACGACGAGCCGGCAGCCUAGGCCGCCAAUCGUCCCGCUAUGGCAAUCACCUGGAGCCGCCGGAUUACGAUGCAGCGCCUCCACAGCGACAGCGACGUGGAAGAUCGCCACGCUACGAUGACUACGUGGAGGAGAGCUUCGAUGAGCUAUCAAUGUGCGAUGACAACGGCAUCUACGAGGAUUAUCCGGUGCGACACAGUUCCCGCAACCGAGAGCCGAGGCGGGAGCGACGUCGUGAACGUGAACGUCGUCUGCCGCCCUCACCUCGCAUCAUGUCCCCCAUGGGCUUUCCAGUGCAGCGACAGAUCAGGCGACGUCCCAGCUAUGACUACGAUGACGAGGAUUCCAUGUAUGACGAUGAGUACGGCGACAGAUUCGAGCUGGUGCCCAAGGACAGACCCGUGCCCAUUUGGCUGUGCGUCUUUCUGGUGGUCAGCUAUAUUCUCGGUGGAGCUGCUCUCUUUGCCUUCUGGGAGGAGUGGUCGUUCCUGGACUCUGCCUACUUCUGCUUCAUCACGCUGACAACAAUAGGAUUUGGCGACUUUGUGCCUGCCAAGGGCGUGAAGGAUGAGUCGGAGCAAUCCAUUGCCUACUGUUCGCUGUAUCUGCUCUUUGGCAUUGCUUUGCUGGCCAUGAGUUUCAACCUGGUGCAGGAGGAGUUCAUAGCGAAUGUUAAGGAAGUGGCACGACGAUUGGGCAUACUCAAGGAUGAUGAAGACGAGCAACAAGAUGCCGACUGAGGUCCUCAUUAAAAUAGUUUAUAAUCUCUACAAAGAAUCUUUCAUUUUGAUGAGAUGAAUUUUAAUAAUUACAAUAUAAUAUUCUAAAUUAUAGAAAGAAUUCUUUAAAUCUA